AUGUCGAACAAGCCGUCGCCAAACUGGCUGUCGAAACUAAGACGAUCGCCGAGUGAGUACCAUUCCAUCCCGUUCAAGAUCCACGAGAGUCGAGACCGUCGGAUCGAUGCAGAACCUUCCUUCCCAAUGCAGCACGAGUUAGAUUCCCUCAUUUCCGAUUCUUUGAUUCUUUUCCCACCGUCAACCAAUCUUCACCCAACGGGCAUUUGUCUCCCGGCAACCGAGCAUCCCGAUGGCCGGACGACUUAUCCCCGCGCAACUGAAACCACGCAAUCGUCUGAAGGAGGAGGGGAUGUCGACAAUGAUGCCAAAGCCAGACGCCGGGAGCAGGUCAGGCGGGCGCAGAGACGCCCUUCAUUGAACACAAAUGCAGCCUGGGCUAACUACUUGAUCACGUCAACCAACAGAACCCACCGCGACCGCAAAGCGACGUACGUCAAGACACUGGAAGCCGAAGUAGCAAAACUGCGAGCCCGUGAUUCCGCGCACGAGGCCGAACUCCUCGCCUACCGCAUGACCAUCCGCCGACUCAAAGAAUUGAUCAAGUAUCACAAAAUCCCGCUCCCCCAGGAUCUGGCAUCGGAUCCGAAUUUCCAGAGCCCGCAGGCGACGAUUGAAUUACUUGGAUUCCCCAACCAUCAGACCAUUCGUGCCCAGAUGCCGCCUCCUGAAUCGUACUUCCUGGGGGGCUCGUCUUCGCCACUGCAGCAGCAGCAGCAAGUCAAUAAUAAUAUAUUAUCGUCGUCCGCCGACCUCUCAUACACCAACAACCCUCUUCAGUCCGCCGGCUCGACCACAUCCUCGAGCGAUCUCUUCUCGGGCCUGACCAUCAGCGAAGCACCGACCUCGCUGCACGCGCCGUCCAUCUAUUCCCAAACCGCCAGCUCUGCUCCGCCCGCUCCGCCGAUUUCCACCACAAUGCCCCAUCCGCAAGGACUCGGCGCCACGCAGGUGGGAGUCGACUUUGUGCUCGCCCUCGAGCACGUCUGCCUAGAACAUCACACCGAACACGCCAACGCCGACGACGGUUCCGGCCACGGCAUGAUGCUCAUGAGUCCCAUCAUGUGGCACAGUCCUGCGCCUCAAGCCACGGGCCGCACCACAACACGACGACAGCAACAACAACAACAACAACAACAACCCAGUCCAGCAGCGACGAGACUCACCGCACAGGCACCGCCACCGGCACAGACGAGCUCCGGUCUCCCCUCGGGCACACGCUGGUCCGUCCCCGCAAUCGAACUGGAGAAACUGCUCGACUUUUCGGACAGACUGUCUCUGGAAGGGGAGAUCACGCCGGUCGAAGCGUGGCAGCGGAUCCGACAACAUCCCAACUUUGACGGCUUGACCAGGGACGGGCUGGAAACUCUGAAGCAGACGCUCCUGCCCGAAGUGACGUGUUACGGGUGA
Messenger RNA from Cladophialophora carrionii CBS 160.54, 1410 nucleotides. RefSeq lists its product as uncharacterized. The record is from RefSeq and is a predicted model, not a curated record. The coding region runs from base 1 to 1410 and encodes 469 amino acids. Gene Ontology annotation, cellular component: RNA polymerase II transcription regulator complex. The transcript has 3 exons. NCBI's taxonomy places the organism in Eukaryota, Fungi, Ascomycota, Eurotiomycetes, Chaetothyriales, Herpotrichiellaceae. Gene Ontology annotation, molecular function: DNA-binding transcription activator activity, RNA polymerase II-specific; transcription cis-regulatory region binding.